GGGAGCGGAAUACUGAGAAGUGACUGGCAGAGCCUGUCUAAGAAAAUACCCAGGAACACUAUACUACUUCUUAUAGCCCAUUCCUGGCAAAGUGCUUUCAUUUAGCUUCCUACACUUCAGGGGCUGGAAAAAUAUUAUGCGCUGGUUCAGAGACUGCUGCUCACAACAGAGACUGUUGCUGUUAUUUGCCCUGAAUUUACCAGGAGGAGGAAGAAACAGAGGAGGAGGAGGAGAAGGGCUUCCUUCACCUAUAUAAAUAAAUAAGGCCAUUCUGGCAUGAUGAUAGACUGGAGCUGGAGCAGGAUGAGGAGCAGCCACCAGCACAGUGUCCCCAGCCCUGGCUGCCACCUCUAUUGUUGUCAUAUGUAAUAUCAUCAGUGUGGAGCAUGGAUAGCAGUCUAGCAGGAGUCACAGCAUCCUAUGCUCAUACGCACACCAUGCGCCUACGGCAGAGAGGCUGCUGAGCAGAUACAUGUGUGUGUCCCAUCAUUGCAUAGACAACUGUUACAGGGAAAAGUUGGCCCUACUUCCAGCUGCGAGUAAUUGAAUGAACAGUGAGGAGGCCCUGACUGGGGAGAGACGGUGACUGAAGUACUGGGAGCCACUGCUACCUGCUGGACCCUUACAGUGCCUGCCUGCCACUGGUGUGCCAGGGAGAAGGGGCAUGGCAGCAGGGAGCAUCACCACUCUGCCAAUAGGGCCAGAUGACGGGGGCAGCAGCCCCUUCCCUCCGGGGAACUUUAAAGACCCUAAGAGACUGUACUGUAAGAAUGGGGGCUUCUUCCUCAGGAUCAAUUCAGAUGGGAGAGUGGACGGAUCCCGGGAGAAGGGUGAUUCGCACAUCAAACUGCAGCUUCAAGCAGAAGAGCGGGGUGUUGUAUCAAUUAAAGGAAUCAGUGCAAAUCGCUAUCUUGCCAUGAGGGAAGAUGGCAAGCUAACUGCUCUGAAAGCUAUAACUGAUGAAUGCUUCUUUUUUGAACGACUUGAGGCAAACAACUAUAACACAUACCGAUCUCGCAAGUACAGUGAUUGGUACGUGGCGCUGAAGAGGACUGGGCAGUACAAAAACGGAUCACAAACUAGCCUGGGACAGAAAGCUAUUCUAUUUCUUCCCAUGUCAGCAAAAAGCUGAUCUCACAG
Pseudophryne corroboree (corroboree frog) is the source of this 1140-nucleotide messenger RNA. RefSeq names its product fibroblast growth factor 2 (gene FGF2). Gene Ontology annotation, biological process: wound healing; cell differentiation; positive regulation of epithelial cell proliferation. The record is from RefSeq and is a predicted model, not a curated record. Gene Ontology annotation, cellular component: nucleus; cytoplasm. The coding region runs from base 665 to 1132 and encodes 155 amino acids. NCBI's taxonomy places the organism in Eukaryota, Metazoa, Chordata, Amphibia, Anura, Myobatrachidae. The transcript is spliced from 3 exons. Gene Ontology annotation, molecular function: growth factor activity; fibroblast growth factor receptor binding.